Molecule: messenger RNA, 1191 nt
Organism: Rotaria socialis
Lineage: Eukaryota; Metazoa; Rotifera; Eurotatoria; Philodinida; Philodinidae
Source: the annotation of a GenBank genome assembly
AUGAACACAAGCAAUAAUUCUGUCAAUGUGAACUUCAAUUCGUCAGGAGAUACCAUAGUUUCUCUUUGUGCUCCAUCAUCUUUUCAGACUGUACGAUUCUGGACUUACCUAUUUUUUGAUAUAUCUUCUCUUAUAUGUACUUUCUUGGAUCUAUAUUAUCUUCUGGUUGAUCGAAAACUUCGUCGUGCACUCAAUAAUCAUGUCAUUAUUGUUCUUCUCAUUGUUGGUUGUAUCGAUGAAUUAACCAACAUUACAUGGACUCUUUACAAUGAUCAUAAUGGUACGCCUCUAAUCAAAUCAUACACAUUCUAUUCCUUCUGGGCUUUUAUCAAUCUUGGAUUUAAUUCGCUUCAAGUUGAAUUAUUUGCUUGGGCAACUAUCGAACGACACAUACUUAUAUUUCAUAGCCAUUGGAUAGGGACAAAAGCAAAGCGUUUCUUUCUUCAUUAUUUUCCAAUCGGUGCAAUCGUCAUUUAUUAUCUUAUCUAUUAUUCUUUUGUUUUCUUUUAUCCAUUUUGUGAAAGUUCAUUUGAGGUAUUUUUAGCCGGAGGUUUUCAUAUUCCUUGUGUUUUUGAUCACACAGUAUUAGGGAUGUGGGAUUUGAUCGUUCAUCAAUUUUUGCCUACUGUGAUUAUUGUACUCUUUAGCAUGGCACUUCUUAUUCGUGCCAUAUUACAGAAAAAUCGUUUACGUCAAGGAGUUCACUGGCGAAAACAUAAAAAGAUGAUCACUCAAUUGUUAUCCAUCUCUGCUGUCUAUGUCAUCUUCAAUGUGCCAUGGGUUUUAGUCAUUUUUGCUUAUCAAUAUGGUUUACCGACAGAUAUUGCAACAGUCGCUUUGAUGUAUACAGGAUUUCUUUAUUAUUUUGUGAUAUUUUUAUUUCCAUUUGUCUAUUGUUUAUCAUUAUCUGAACUACGAUCUAAAAUGGCAGAGAAACUUUUAUUCCGAUCAGGUGCACAACAAGUUGGUCCCACAACACCUACGGUACGACAACGAACUGAUGGAAGAGUAGGAUACUGAUGGAUCCACUUACAAAUCGUAUUUCAUGACAUUUCUAACGACUUUCUAGUUCAUAGUCAACCUCUUUUUUCAUUCAAAAAUAAAUGUAAUCACAUAAAUUCAAAUGGCAAAGGUGCAAGUGUACAGAACGGGUCAAUGUUGCAAUUAGUGGUGGUAAACGGUGUGGGUGUG